GAGAGGAGGAGAAGAGAAGAAAGGAUCAGAUUUGACUCAUCAAAAAAUUGACCAGGAGAGUGACACAGAAGGAAUGGAUGAGGACUCUGUGAGCGACCAGAGUUUUGAUUCCAGCGCGGAAGAAAUGUUUUUGGAAGGAGAAGAUCCACUUUUUGAUCAUCCCUCCGAUUCUGAUUGGGAGCCCCCACUGCCAAGGUGCCCAUCCCCGACAGGAGCUGGAUCAUCUAGCCGGACCCCUGCUGUCUCCGGCUCCACACCUACCCCCGCCCUGCCAGGUGGGAAGUCUGUGACAAAGAAGUGGAGGUGGGGAAGAGCUAAACCUGCAAUCAGAGAGGAGGAGGGUCGUUGGCACUCUGUGCUGGAGGAGGAUGUGUUGCCUACACCUCCAGUAUUCAGACCGAAGAGGCCACCAGGUCCUCAGCUGGACAUGACCUCCAAGUACAGCCCCAUGCAACUUUUUCAGCUGUUUUUCACCUCGGCAGUUGUUAAUUCCCUGGUGUCGAACACUAAUAAGUACGGAGCUAAGAAGCAGGCAGGGAAGAAAGAGGGAUGGAAGCCCAUUUCCAUGUCAGAUCUUUUUUGUUUCAUGUCAAUGGUCAUGUACAUGGGUCUUGUGAAGCUAAAAACCCUGAAAGACUACUGGAAAACUGCUCCCCUCUAUCAACUGCCUUUCCCAUCCACUGUCAUAUCAUGCAAAAGGUUUCUGACAAUCUCACAGGCACUUCAUAUCAGUGACCCAGAAGUUGAUGAGGACAAUGAGAAGAUGAGAGGCACAGCAAGGUUUGAUAGGCUGUGCAAAAUAAAACCUCUCUACACCAGCAUUGUUGAGGCUUGCAAAACCUAUUUUCAGCCUGCCCAGAACAUUUCCAUCGAUGAGAGGAUGGUAGCUUCAAAAGCCAGAAUUGGCCUAAAACACUACAUGCGUAACAAACCAACUAAAUGGGGUUACAAACUGUUUGUUUUGGCUGAUUCUACGUGUGCAUACACGUGCAAUUUUUUUGUUUAUGAGGGGAAGAGCAGUUUUGCGACUGGUAAGGGAUUUAGCUAUGACUCCGUUAUGCAGUUAUUAGAUUUUCAGCUGCUAGGGAAGGGCUACAAACUGUUUGUGGAUAACUUCUACACAAGCCCUACCCUGUUCACAGACCUGAGGAAGCGGGAUGUGUGGGCCUGUGGCACCAUUCGGACCAACAGAGUGGGCUUCCCGAAAACAAAGGUGAAUGACAUGCCUAAGCGGGCUGAGCGGGGUACCAUGAGAUGGAUCCGUGAAGAUGGCCUGCUCUUUGUGAAGUGGAUGGACACCAGAGAGGUGGCGAUGUGCUCCACUAUCCACAAGUCCUUCAGUGGAGAUCACGGCGUCAGGCGUGUGAAGGAUGCUACUGGGGCAUGGACCACCAAAAAUGUCCCCAUUCCUGCAGCCAUCAAGGACUACAACAAGAGCAUGGGAGGUGUGCGCCUAUCAUAUGCGCUGAUAGGAUACUACAAUGUUCUCCACAAGACAAUGAAAUGGUACAAGACAUUUUUCUAUCAUUUCAUUGACAUUGCUGUGGUGAAUGCCUUCAUCCUCCAGAAGGAAAUGGCUAAGAGCUGUGGACAGCCCCCCAUCUCACAGCUAGCCUUCAGAGAGCUGCUCAUCCAGGAGCUUGCUAGCUACAGCAGGACCAUUGUAGCACCUUCUGUCCCCUCUACGUCUGUCCCCUCUGCUCCAACUAGUAGUGUUCACCUGCCCAGAUUCAUCUCUGCAGACAUGAAUGUGCCUCAGGGCAAAAAGGGCACAGUAGGGAGACGUCAUUGUGUUCUGUGUCACAGGAAAUGCCCCAUCACCUGCACCAGCUGUUCAGUAACCCUCUGCUUUACAGCAGAAAGAGACUGCUAUUGGACAUGGCAUCAGAAGAACAAUAUUGUGUAGAGGACUGAGGGUCUUCACAAUAUUAUACAUUGAAUGUGCGUAAAUAGUUACCCUUGUUAUUUAAAACAUUUUCAAAUGUUCAUUUUUUUUGGGGGGGGGGGGGUGGUAUGUUAGAAUGGCAUUUGAGUGUUUUGUAUAUAGUAAUUUACUUCAAAAUGUAUCACUGUACCAAUUCGGCCACUUGGGUACAUUUGGGCAACUUGUGUGGGACACCUGGGUGACUAUAUGCUCAAUGUCAUGUAGCUCACUCAUUCCUGAAGAUAUCUUUCUGAAACUUUUUUCAAAUACUGUUGCCAUCUUAUGUUCUCCAUUCAAACCACCCCCAGCAUCCUAUCUGUAUGUUUGGAUGUUAUUGUUUCAGUUGAAAGAUGAUGCAGCAACAAUAAAAACAGAAAACGUA
This is a messenger RNA of Oncorhynchus kisutch (coho salmon), 2306 nucleotides long. Its product is annotated as piggyBac transposable element-derived protein 4-like. The record is from RefSeq and is a predicted model, not a curated record. The transcript is spliced from 3 exons. The coding region runs from base 74 to 1906 and encodes 610 amino acids. Lineage: Eukaryota; Metazoa; Chordata; Actinopteri; Salmoniformes; Salmonidae.